ACUUGCACAUUGAUAUCGACCACGACCUUCUGCUACCAUCUCUGCUGCUCACAACAUCCAGGACAGCGUGCAGAGCUUAAGGUGAAUUAUAGGACACAUAAUGGUAUCUCUUUCUGACCCGGUGUUAGCGUUUCGCAGGUUUAAUAGGCAAGGAUUCUGAGUUCGCAGUCGAUCCUCAUUAUCUAUCGCCCUGCACAGCAGAGCACAGAAUAAUUUGUUACAAUACAACAUGACGAAUGCACCAUUGAACGCGAAGGCUCCUGACCCGAUCCUUCUUACCCUCUUUGCGAACCGCUUCAUGAGCGUAGCAGAGGCGAUGGGUCGUUCACUUCAGCAGACUUCGAUAAGCACGAACAUCAAGGAGCGAUUAGAUUUCUCUUGUGCGCUCUUUGCACCCGACGGGGACCUAGUGGCCAAUGCACCUUUCAUUCCUAUUCAUCUCGGUUCGAUGAGCUUCACCUUGACGCUGUUAAAUAUCAGAUGCAGCUACAUGGCAAGGACAUUAAACCAGGAGACGUCUUCAUGACCAACGCUCCUCACGCUGGUGGCUCUCACCUUCCCGAUAUUACGAUCAUCAGUCCGGUCUUUGACAAGGAAUCUAACAAGAUCAUAUUCUUCACCGCUUCCAGAGGACACCAUGCCGACAUUGGAGGUAUCCUACCUGGCUCGAUGCCUCCGACAUCCACCAAUAUCUUUGAAGAAGGUGCCAACAUCGUCAGUUUCAAGAUCGUCAAAGAGGGUGUCUUCGAUAAAGCUGGACUCUAUGAUUACAUGAUCGACAAGCCAGCUCAAUACCCUGGAAGUUCCGGAUGUAGGAAUAUCCGAGAUGUCGAAAGUGAUCUAAAAGCUCAAAUCGCCGCCAACCAUAAGGGCAUUCAACUCAUUCAUGCCAUUGUGGACGACUAUGGAUUGGAGACAGUUCAAGAAUACAUGUACCACAUCCGGGUGAACGCCGAAACGUCCGUUCGCAACCUCCUCAAAGACGUCGUCAAACGUGCCGGUACAAACGUCCUCGCCGCAACCGAUCAUCUCGAUGAUGGUUCUCCCAUCUGCUUGAAAGUGGUUAUAAACGAAGAAGAUGGCUCAGCAGAACUCGAUUUCGAAGGGACAGGUUGUGAAGUUAGAGGCAACCUGAAUGCCCCGAUAUCAGUCGUCCAUUCAGCCGUCAUCUAUUGCAUGAGAGCUAUGCUUGACUCCGAUAUUCCACUGAACGCAGGAUGUCUUGUUCCCCUGACCAUCAAGAUCCCAGAAGGCUCACUUCUAUCGCCUUCACUUACAGCUGCGGUUUGUGGAGGAAACGUCUUAACGUCUCAACGAAUCGUAGACGUCGUAUUGAAAGCGUUCCAUGCUUGUGCUGCUAGUCAAGGUUGCACAAAUAAUCUGACAUUCGGAGCUGGUGGUAAAGACAAGGAUGGAAAGAACAUCACUGGUUGGGGAUACUACGAGACAAUAGCAGGCGGCUCAGGUGCAGGUCCAACCUGGCACGGAACCUCAGGCGUGCACACACACAUCACCAACACCCGUAUCGGCGACGUCGAGAUUCUCGAACGUCGAUACCCCGUUCUCAUCCAUCAAUUCGGGAUCCGGGAAGGUAGUGGUGGGAAAGGGAAAUGGAGAGGUGGGGAUGGUGUGAUUAGGGAAUUCGAGUUUACGGAAGGGUUGCAAGUGUCUAUUCUCUCUGAGCGACGAACACGUCAACCUUAUGGGAUGGAAGGCGGCCAUCCAGGUUCCCUAGGUCGGAACACCUGGAUCAAACAACUUCGCAAAGCCGACGGAGACCUCAUAGACUCACCCUCAUCCCAAUGCUCCUUAUCACCCUUCCCACAUUCUCAUACCAGUUCAAACAUCAACGCACCUCGAAGAAUCAACAUCGGGGGUAAAGCCACCGUGUUCAUGGGUAAAGGAGACCGACUGAUCAUAGAAACUCCGGGAGCGGGGGCUUGGGGCGUUCCAGAGGACGAAGAAGAUGAAGAGGAAGGGGGAGGAGAUCAUGAUUGUAGUCAUGUGAAAGUCUGGGCUGCGAGGGGAAGUUUGGCUGAGAGAGAUGCCGCACAGGCAGCGUUCUAGUUUGUGUUGCCAAGUGUUGAAACAAGGAUGAGUCUUUUACGGGAAGGAAGCAUACUUACUUCGGAAUGCAUGGAACAUGUAAAAAUAGAAUAUAUCGCAAAUUUAAACUACAUAUAUAGUGCUACCCUUGCGAAUAAUGGCAGGAAUCUCUCCAUUACUU
Molecule: messenger RNA, 2227 nt
Organism: Somion occarium
Lineage: Eukaryota; Fungi; Basidiomycota; Agaricomycetes; Polyporales; Cerrenaceae
Source: the annotation of a GenBank genome assembly